This is a messenger RNA of Cynara cardunculus var. scolymus (artichoke), 1319 nucleotides long. RefSeq names its product heat stress transcription factor B-4-like. Gene Ontology annotation, cellular component: nucleus. Gene Ontology annotation, biological process: regulation of transcription by RNA polymerase II. The transcript is spliced from 2 exons. The record is from RefSeq and is a predicted model, not a curated record. Lineage: Eukaryota; Viridiplantae; Streptophyta; Magnoliopsida; Asterales; Asteraceae. Gene Ontology annotation, molecular function: DNA-binding transcription factor activity; RNA polymerase II cis-regulatory region sequence-specific DNA binding. The coding region runs from base 175 to 1284 and encodes 369 amino acids.
GUAAUAUAUGAGUUGAAGUAUUGGACUUGAAGAUUUUUACACCCAUUUUCACACUCAUCUUCACCAACCCUCAACACCCUCUCUCUCGAAUCUCAUCAGCAGAAAGGAACACCCAUAACAAGAAUCAAAGAAGAAGAUUUGGUAUCCAAAGAGAGAGAAAAAUAGGUGACUUUAAUGGCUAUGAUGUUAGACAACUCAUGUGAAGGAGGGAUACUGUUGUCGUUAGACUCCCACAAAGCAGUGCCUGCUCCUUUCCUCACCAAGACUUACCAACUGGUUGAUGAUCCGUCCACCGACCAUAUCGUCUCCUGGGGUGAAGAUGACACCACCUUCGUCGUCUGGCGCCCACCUGAAUUCGCACGUGAUCUCCUUCCGAACUACUUUAAACACAACAACUUCUCGUCCUUCGUCCGCCAGCUUAACACCUACGGUUUUAGGAAAAUAGUCCCGGACAGAUGGGAGUUUGCAAAUGAGUUCUUCAAGAAAGGAGAGAAGCAUUUGCUGUGCGAGAUCCACCGCCGGAAAACAUCACAACCGCAAGUUACAGUUAACCACCACCACCACCCACACCACUUUACCGGCAUUGGCACUGGUGGCGGCCUACAAGGCGGCAAUAAUUUCUUUUCAUAUCCAACUACACGGAGUAUCUCCCCACCAGACUCCGACGACCACCUCUGCUGUGACAACUCACCACCUCUCUCUUCCCCCACCACCACAACAACAACAGCUGGUAUGCUUGGAAUCUUUCAUAACAGCAACCACAGUAUUAGCAGUGGUAGAGGAGGCAACUCCGUGACGGCUUUGUCGGAGGAUAAUGAACGGCUACGGCGAAGCAAUAAUAUGUUGAUGUCGGAGCUGGCGCACAUGAGGAAGCUUUACAAUGAUAUAAUCUAUUUCGUACAAAACCAUGUGAAGCCGGUGGCGCCAAGUAACUCAUACCCUUCAUCGCUUCUCCUAUCUUCAACUAAUUCAAAUAUGAAUGGUCAAUUACUAAUGCAAAAACAGCAGCAGCAACAGUCAUUUUUGAAUAUGGGUACUAAUUUUAAUGCCGCAAGUGGGUAUCCUAAUAAAUCACAACAGCUUCAUGCUUCGACCAUCAAUAACAUUGUGGAUGAUAACGUCAACGUUAGUAGAACAAAGCUUUUUGGUGUUCCAUUGUUGUCGAAGAAGAGAUUGCAUCCAGAGUAUGGGACUAAUAAUACGAUGGUGGAGACUCAUAAAGCAAGGUUGGUACUGGAAAAUGAUGAUUUAGGGUUAAAUCUCAUGCCUCCUUCUCCCUGUUAAUUAUCUCUCUCUCUCUCUCUCUCUCUCUGCUUAGG